Cydia strobilella is the source of this 2806-nucleotide messenger RNA. RefSeq lists its product as uncharacterized. Gene Ontology annotation, cellular component: SCF ubiquitin ligase complex. Lineage: Eukaryota; Metazoa; Arthropoda; Insecta; Lepidoptera; Tortricidae. The coding region runs from base 356 to 1609 and encodes 417 amino acids. The record is from RefSeq and is a predicted model, not a curated record. The transcript is spliced from 8 exons. Gene Ontology annotation, biological process: SCF-dependent proteasomal ubiquitin-dependent protein catabolic process.
CUGUUCACAAUUUGGGGUUGGUGGCAAUCAACAAUCUGUAAGGGCUUAAGGUUGGAAACUGACGGGCAGUACCGCGAAAACCUAUCGGAAACCGAAAUUCUCAAGGCGUAAUUAGACUUAUUAGUGACAAAGAUGCCCGCAAUCUGCGAACUUAGUCUUUCGCGGUUAUAGCCCUGGCCACACUUGUUCAGCUUGCUGUAAAAAAAAAAUGUAACGUGAACUUGAUGGACUUGAUGUGAACAAUCUGUUUCUUUCAAAAAAAAAUUGUUUUUCUUUCGAACAUGAAUAUCUGCUAGAAUAAGUUGUUGUGAAACAAGUCAUAUCUUAAUAAAAGUUAUCUUUGACAUUGAUUAAAAUGUUAGAAGCAGAAGAAGAUGAACGAACGAUUCUGGAUUACCUUAACACUAAUGAGCGCUGUUGGCGCGCCGUGCUGCAAUAUGUGCCUGUGAAAGAUCUCAUAAGGACAGAGGGCACCAGCCGCCGGUGGCAGGGGGUGGUCCUGCAGUACUUCAAAGAAGCAGGAGUCCAUAUUACAAUUGAGGAAUAUAGUAAUGAAAAGGAACAUAACAUCUGUAGAUUGAAGCGUUCAUCAUUCAAGUCAUUUGAGAGUUGGACCAAAAAAUUGGGCUCCUUGGUUGUGGCCACUUAUUGCAUUGGUUUGAGGAAUCUAGAAAUUAUCAAAGAAAACUGUCCUAACAUAGAAGCCCUCGAGCUUCAGGAUGUGCAAUGCGGAGCACCAAAACAACUGCGCCGUCACAAUAUACGUGAUAACUUCAAGUGCCUGCAACGGCUGACUUUAAAUUCCUGUUCUAUGCCAGACAGCUGUGUGAACCAAUUCGUAGCAGAUAAAGCUUUAGAAGGACUAAAGUUCUAUUCUUGUGACGCUUUGACUGGCGCUUGCUUCAAAAAUAUGAACUUGUCAAAUUUAAAGUCCCUUGAGAUUGAUAUGUGUAGUGGUUUUGAGGCCAAACACAUGCUGCCAGCCUUUGAUCGCGUUAGCGAGCUGACGAAGUUAAAACUGAGUCAUAUUUCUAGUGAAUUUCUUGAGGAGAUUCAGGUUGGGUUGGAUAAGAUGCCGAAAAUGGAAACGUUAGAUCUGAAUGAUGAUGAGAGAAUGAGAGGGGAGUGCGGUCAGCAACUGAGUACGCUGACGCGGUUGAAGCAUCUCCUACUGGCGUACCAGAUGUUUGACGAGGACAUAGAGGCAAUAACGCGGUGCUGCAAGGAGCUGGUGACCUUGAAUUUGUGGGAUUGUCGAUCAAUGUGGCGCCCCAGCGUGAAAUUGAUAUGGAAGAACGCGGGCGCGCGCCUCACGUCGCUGACGCUCGCGCAGUUCGACGAUUUGAAGGACGCGGACAUCGUGGCGCUCAUCCGCGGCUGUCCGCUCCUCACGGAGCUCACGGUGACGGGUUCGCGCCAGCUGACGGCCCGCCUGCCGGCGCGGGCGGCGGCCGCGCGGCGCGCCGCGGCGCCCGGCCGAGUGCUACAGCUCGACCUCAGCUUCACCAAUCUCUCCAGCGACCUUUGUGUGGAAGAUACUGAUGCCGAUGGACCAUAUCCAGAUGUUUUAAGAAAGAAGUAUGAAGGCUUAAAUAUAAUAUGCUUCUAAAAUAUGUUAUUUUAAGCAAAGUUAAAUGGUAUAUAUGUCAAUUAAAACCUAAUGAUGGCGAAAGAAGUACAAAGGCUCAGAUAUUAUAUUCUUCUAAAAGAUAUUAUGCAAAGUUAAAUGGUUUAAUAUAUGUCAAUACAACCUAAUAUUGUUGAUUUAGAAAGAAGUACAAAGUUUUAGUUAUAAUAUUCUUCUAAAAUAUGUUAUUUUACGCAAAGUUAAAUGGUAUAAUGUCAAUACAAACUAAUAUUGUUGAUUGAGAAAGAAGUACAAAGUUUUAGUUAUAAUAUUCCUCUAAAAUAUGUUAUUUUACGCAAAGUUAAAUAGUAUAAUGUCAAUACAACCUAAUAUUGUUGAUUGAGAAAGAAGUACAAAGUUUUAGUUAUAAUAUUCCUCUAAAAUAUGUUAUUUUACGCAAAGUUAAAUGGUAUAAUGUCAAUACAACCUAAUAUUGUUAAUCGAGAAAGAAGUACAAAGUUUGAGUUAUAAUAUUCCUUUAAAAUAUGUUAUUUUACGCAAAGUUAAAUGGUAUAAUGUCAAUACAACCUAAUAUUGUUGAUUGAGAAAGAAGUACAAAGUUUUAGUUAUAAUAUUCCUAUAAAAUAUGUUAUUUUACGCAAAGUUAAAUGGUAUAAUGUCAAUACAACCUAAUAUUGUUGAUUGAGAAAGAAGUACAAAGUUUUAGUUAUAAUAUUCCUCUAAAAUAUGUUAUUUUACGCAAAGUUAAAUGGUAUAAUGUCAAUACAACCUAAUAUUGUUGAUUGAGAAUAAAGUACAAAGUUUUAGUUAUAAUAUUCCUUUAAAAUAUGUUAUUUUACGCAAAGUUAAAUGGUAUAAUGUCAAUACAACCUAAUAUUGUUGAUUGAGAAAGAAGUACAAAGUUUUAGUUAUAAUAUUCCUGUAAAAUAUGUUAUUUUAAGCAAAGUUAAAUGGUAUAAUGUCAAUACAACCUAAUAUUGUUGAUUGAGAAAGAAGUACAAAGUUUUAGUUAUAAUAUUCCUCUAAAAUAUGUUAUUUUAAGCAAAGUUAAUAAUUUUAUAUGUCAAUACAACCCUAUAUCGUUGUUUGAAAGAUAUGUAGGUACAAAGGCUUAGAUAUAAUAUUCUUCUAGAAUAUGUUAUUUUAAGCAAAGUCAAAUAUAUAUGUCAAUAAAACCUAACAUCGUUGUUCCUUUUUGAACUGGGACUCAGCCCGGAG